This is a messenger RNA of Vidua chalybeata, 526 nucleotides long. Its product is annotated as serine/threonine-protein kinase pim-1-like. The record is from RefSeq and is a predicted model, not a curated record. NCBI's taxonomy places the organism in Eukaryota, Metazoa, Chordata, Aves, Passeriformes, Viduidae. The transcript has 3 exons. Bases 182 to 526 code for a protein of 114 amino acids.
CCCUGCAGUUCAAUGGCAUCGGGAUGUCCCCGCAAGCCGAGGCACAGCUGGCGUGUUCUUCUGGAGCACCACGUGGAGCUGGGAAGACGAUCCUGGAGCUGGCCGCUGGCGGGGCAAAGCCGACCGGCUUUGGCUGCGGCCCCUUCCUGGAGGACACGCUCUGCACCCUGAUGAAAUCAACAUGAGUCCCCAGCUGGCGCAGGGGCGGGGGGAUGCUCGUGCUUCCAGGCAUGGCAGGGCUCGGCCUGGCCACGCGCCGCAGGAAGAUUAUACCCGGUGCCCAGACUGGACGGGGAAGCGCCUGCACCGUCCGUGGAGCACAUCCAGUGCCAGCGCUACCCCAGGGGCCACAGCCUGCGGGGACAUCCCCUUCAAGAAGGACGAGGCCCUCGUCUGGGAUCGGCUCCUCUCCUGGCAGCAGGUCUGCAGAGGCUGCCAGCACCUCAUGCCAUGGAAACGGCUCCGCUCGGCCUGCCAGGCUGGGAGGGCUGGAGGGCGGGAGGUGUUCAUUUGCUGUCGAAAAUAA